Molecule: messenger RNA, 2705 nt
Organism: Arvicola amphibius (Eurasian water vole)
Lineage: Eukaryota; Metazoa; Chordata; Mammalia; Rodentia; Cricetidae
Gene: Slc66a3
Product: solute carrier family 66 member 3
Exons: 7
Coding region: 145-753 (202 amino acids)
Source: RefSeq, a predicted model, not a curated record
GGCGCACUCGGAGCGCAGCAGCUCGGGGCGUGGUUGGGGCGUCGCCCGUCGGGCGGGAAGGCGGAAGGACUUUGGACCGUGAGCUCCUGGUUCUCACCCACGAGAUUCCGCAGCCCCCUGACCCCGCACUCCCGGGAUUGCAGCAUGGAGGCCGGGCUGCUGUGGUUCUGCAACUGGAGCACGCUGGGCGUUUGCGCCGCACUCAAGCUGCCGCAGAUCUACGCGCAGUUGGCGGCGCGCAGUGCGCGGGGCAUCAGCCUCCCCAGUUUACUUUUGGAGCUGGCGGGGUUCCUGGUCUUCUUUCGCUACCAAUGUUACUAUGGGAACCCGUUGCUCACCUACCUGGAAUACCCCAUUCUCAUCGCACAAGACAUCGUCCUCCUGCUCUUUGUCUUCCACUUCAAUGGGAACGUGAAGCAGGCCUUGCCCUACAUGGCCGUAUUUGUGUCAUCCUGGUUCAUCCUCAGCCUGCAGAAAUGGAUCAUCGACCUGGCCAUGAACUUAUGCACUGUCAUCAGUGCGGCCAGUAAGUUUGCCCAGCUCCAGUAUCUGUGGAAGGUGCAAGACUCGGAAGCUGUGAGUGCACUGUCCUGGGGCCUCUCUGCCUACACCUGUGCAACACGAAUAAUAACAACUUUAAUGACCACCAAUGAUUUCACAAUUCUUACCCGUUUUGUGAUCAUGUUGGCUUUAAACAUAUGGGUAACAGUAACAGUACUGCACUACCGGAAGCCUGUUACCAAAGCUGAAUGAUGGAUGUAUUCCUUCCACACAGUGGACUUCAAAUAACUCAACCAGGGGAUGCACCGUUGCUUUCCAUUGCUACAUUUAAAGUCUUUUACUAGUCAAUCAUAUCAAAAACUUUAAAUCAGACUUGAAAAGCCUCCUAGCUGGAUAUGGAGGUGCAAACUUACAAUCCAGCACUUGGGAGUUUGAGGUAGCUUGUGCUACAUGGCAGACGGGACUCAGAGAAGAAAAAAGCCACUUGUUUAAAAUUGCCCGUUUUCUUGCCCUGCACCCAUAGGUUGUGGUAGGACUGAGAGAGAGAGAGAGAGAGAGAGAGAGAGAGAGAGAGAGAGAGAGAGAGAGAGAGAGAGAGAGAGAGAGAGAGAGAGAGAGAGAGAGGGUCUCACUAUGUAGCCCAAGCUACUCUUCAACUUGUGAUCCUCCUUCCUUCGUUUUCUGAGCAGCAAGAAUGCUGGAUACAGAGGGAACCGACCACACCUGGCUUGACACCCGCAAUGGUGGACGCUGCCCAAGAAACCAUUUUGACCCUUCAAAUCAUGACUAAGUUCUUUCAGAGUCUUAAAUAGUUUUCCCACAAGGAGUGGGGUCUGCUUAGUCACACCUGGGCAGUUUAACCCUUCCAUGACUAAGGGCUUGGCCUUGUAUGUAAUAAAGCAACUGUAACAUCCAUUCAAGGCAAGCAAGGCUAUCAGAGUGCUCCCACACUUCACAGUGUGCCUUAAGGAGUUCCAGACAGAGCCCUGAUCUCUGUUUAGGUGAGGAAAUCACAAUGGCCUUCCCAAUUUAAGCACAAUGCAGCUUUUUUUUUAAAGAAAGUGCUGUACCUCAGUUACAUUGCUGGAACUUAGUACAGGUUUUAGCUACUGCAAGGUAUGCAUUAAAAAGUGUUGCUAAGUCAUACCCAAUUCUUGAGGGAUUUUAUUCUUACUAAAGUAACAUAUCAUAAGCACUGUUCACAGUACUUCCUCCGAUGUUUUAUAAACCUGACACUUAAAAGUUAACUUUCUUAUAUGUGUAUGUCAUUAUUCUGCCAUACUGUAAGUAAUGAUGUUUACUGGAAAAUGCUUAGUUUCCUGUGUAAAACAGACUUUCAUUUGUUGAAUUCCACUGAUCUUAACUGUCAUGAAUUUUCAGUUAUGUAGGUAUAGUUCCUCAGUAAGCUAGCUAAUCUUGUUAGGACGAAUGUCCUCGACCCAGGAGAGAAAUUCUACAUCUAAACAUAAACCAUCCUAUUGUUAUUUCAACCAGUGUCAGAAAACAAAACCCAUGUUCAUCUCUUAUACACUGAUAAUCAGACCAUUAGUUUAAUAUAAAUUAUGGUCUUACCCCAACAAGUGUUUUAGGUAUAUUCAAACAGCACUUUUAUUUUACCACGGCUUACAGCACUUCUUUUAAAUAAAAAAAAGUCCCCUUUUGUAGGCCAAGCUGGCCUCAAACUCAGCUUUCUGCCUCCACCUGUUCAGCAAAUCCCACCUCUGGAGGGAACACCUGGGUGACUGUAGCCAUCUCACAUGCUCCACCAUAUUUCAAACUGACAGUCCCUGAAAGGCAGAUGCAGUCUCCAGAUGAGUUCAUCCACAGAAUACCCAACCUGAGACCAGAGGACGGCCAGUGCUUACCAAGGAAGCACCUUCUAGAAGAUGCCCACCACUCACUAUUUUCAGACAGAAAGGCACACUGUGUCCUCUACCCUCCCCACCUGAAACCAGAUAUGUGAGUCUGCAAGCCCAUAGUGACUCAGGGGCAGAAGUGUUCCUCUAUGAUGACAUCAUCCCACCUUCUAUCCGCACCCUUUAAAGAGACACAUUAAGAAGCUGCAGCGCUCCACAAUUACUGCACAGGAAAAGAUGCUUACAUCUUAGGUUCUUUUAUUUAUUUUUCUUAAACAAAAAGCAGGCAUAAAAAUACAAUUACAUUACUACAAAGAUGCAACAAAAUAAAAAUAAAUCAAGAGGGUA